Molecule: messenger RNA, 402 nt
Organism: Sclerotinia sclerotiorum 1980 UF-70
Lineage: Eukaryota; Fungi; Ascomycota; Leotiomycetes; Helotiales; Sclerotiniaceae
Exons: 1
Coding region: 1-402 (133 amino acids)
Source: RefSeq, a predicted model, not a curated record
AUGUCGACCCCCCGCAGCACCAAAUUUAAUACCAAAACCAGCUCUAGCAAUCCCAACAAAAAGUCCUCAUCAAGCACACAAAGAACCGCUCAAUCAAGCACAAACACACGCAGCACCAACCCCGGUCCUCCUGAACAAACUGAGGAACAAAAACUCGCAGAGACAAAAAAAUUAAACGCAGAUCUCGAUGCUCUGGAUAAGAAAUUUGAACCUUCUUUUCCGAAGAAAAGUCGAUUUGCGCAUGAGGAUUUAGAUUAUAAGAAAUAUAAUAUUGGGGGAAGUUCUUCGCCGGGGGCGCAGUUGGUUAAGGAGAUGGGGAGAAGUGAGGGAAAAAAGAGUGAUGGGCAAAGGAGAGGGGGGAGUGGUAGCGGGAGUGGGUCGGCUGGUAGUGGGAGAAAGUAA